GACGGAGCGGCGCAGAACAGUCUUUGCUUGCGCAUAGUUCGACAAUAUUUAAGACCACAAACCUCAGCCUCCCUCGCUAAACGACGUGAAAUCUCGGUAUCUAUCUACACCCCUCCACAUUCGAAGGCUCCGAAGCUUGCACGUGCUGCACCUCUCCCCCUCACGAAUUCCACCGUCGAAACCAGGGUCUAUCCAAUUCAAGACACACCUUCAAUCGUGUACCUAGGCAACUGAUCCUCAACAAUUUCUUCUUAUUAUUGUUAUUUACCGCUCCGCCCCACGAACGCUGUCAGUCUAUUUUCCCGACAUUUCCGAAACCAUCUACACGAACAGCUUCCUCCCGACCAGCUACCGAUCGCAACGUGCCCUCUCGAAUCCUCCAAACCAUGUCUGAAGACGGGCCCCCUCUCCUAAGGCCCAUCCCUCGACGCCCGUUCGACAUAAACUUUACGAGCCCGACACCCCCCUCUGAUGGCGUGUCCAGCUCGCCCAGUCCAGCCCCGGGACAGAAUUUCGAGACAUCGAGGCUUCUGUCGCCCAAACCCAAUGGCUUCCGGGCCGCUACCCCUUCCGAGUCGGGUACAUCAAUCAGCCGAACCCAGUCCAUAGUGAACCUGACUACAUCGACCCUCUUCGGCAUCUAUUCACCCUCGUCCACCGGCAAGGACCGGUCGAUCCGGCCGGACCUCGAGACACCGUGGGGGACUGGGUCGCAGACCCCCGUGAAGAGGCAGAGUCUAGACGAUACGACGUUUGAGCUGUUGAAGGACAGGUUCCACCCGCAGACGCUGCGAAGGCGGUCCUCACGACCUGCGCCUUCAGCGCCAUCCACUGCUGCGUCGGCACUCUACGUUACGGCCAGGGUCGCCGUGCUCUUCUUGCUGGGCAUGGGCUACGGCGCUCUGGUGACGAGGCUACACGGCAAGCAUCAUUUGGCCGCCUUACCGGCCGAUGAGACCAGCGGGCCUGGUUUCAACUGGAAAUACUUGACGCUGUGGGGCAUCUGCGGAGUUCUCCUCGGUGCUCUGCUGCCCUGGUUCGAUGGCGUUUGGGAGGAAGCGUUCGGUGGUGACAUGGCCGUGGUCGACGGUGGGCGGGACGAGACGUCAGACAACGCGAGCAGAUCAAGUACGGACUGGGCUCUCGGGGUCCGGAGCAUCGGAGCCUUUGUGGGCAUAGUCUUUGCCAUUCGUCGUCUUCCGUGGGCGUCGACACUGCAGCUCUCGCUUACGCUGGCCCUCGUCAACCCCUUCUUGUGGUACUUGAUCGACCGCUCCAAACCGGGCUUCCUGCUCUCCGCCGCAGUGGGCCUGAUCGGUUCCGCCGUGCUGAUGGGCGUUGACCCCGAGAUGGUGCCCACGCCGUCGGCGUCGUCGUUUCGGAACGAGACGGUCUCGGAUUCCCUCACAUUCGGCGGCCUUGCCAGCCAGAAGACGAUGGAGACUGGAAUCUGGAUGCUGAGCGUCCUGUUCUGUAGCUGCGUUUGCUUCGGCAACAUUGGCCGCAGACUCGCCUUGAGCAAGCCAUAUGCUGCCCGGGGACGAUGUGCUUAG
Verticillium dahliae VdLs.17 is the source of this 1553-nucleotide messenger RNA. Its product is annotated as INSIG domain-containing protein. NCBI's taxonomy places the organism in Eukaryota, Fungi, Ascomycota, Sordariomycetes, Glomerellales, Plectosphaerellaceae. Gene Ontology annotation, cellular component: endoplasmic reticulum. Gene Ontology annotation, biological process: sterol biosynthetic process. The transcript is spliced from 2 exons. The record is from RefSeq and is a predicted model, not a curated record. The coding region runs from base 387 to 1553 and encodes 388 amino acids.